GCCUGAGCUGAAAAAAGAACUAAAUCCCCCGGGCCAAAUUCAUUCCUGGAGUUGCUUGAUUGAACAGAGAGCAUUUACCCUGAGCACAGAUUUGGCUCCUACCUGACUUUGUCAGCAGUCGCUGUGCUGUAACUAAGUAACGAGAGCACUGUCGUUAGGGGGUAGAUGAAGAGCUUUCUCUCCGGUUAUUAGAGCACCGAGCACCUUUAAGGAGUGCAGAAAUCUGUGAAAGGAGGAACUGGGGAAAAGGACACCGCUCCUUUUAGAGCCCGUGUCACAGAACUGAUCAGCUAUUCCUGUGAUGUGAUCGAAUGUGACUGAAUACUGCAGGCUCUUGGACUCUUAUUCUGUAAAAUCCACAGGAGAGCAGCACAGGAAAGGAUCGGAGGGAACAGCUUCUGCUAUACUGAGAAAGAUGCUGGAGAGCUCUUCAGCCCCUUUGUUCAUUGUCUUCAUCCUGCUUUUCAUUUUGCUGCUCUUUGUGGUGCUCAUCAGGAAAAACGGCACUGCUGCCCUUAUCUGGAAUGAAAUAAUCCGGGAGAAAGUCACCAAUUUCAUCAUGAACCAGAGCAAAGAACAGAGGAUUUUAAAUUUCGUGCUGCAGAACGCGGUGCGAGGAGACCCCCGGAGCGUGGUGGACACUAUAGACAAAUACUGCUCCCAGAAGGAGUGGGCCAUGAACGUGGGCAAUGAGAAAGGUUUGAUUUUAGACAAGACAGUGGAAGAGGUGAACCCCUCGGUUGCCCUGGAGCUGGGCUCAUACUGUGGCUACUCAGCAGUGAGGAUUGCCCGGCUCCUCAAGGCAGGGGCUCGUCUGCUCACUGUGGAGUUCAACCCAGAGUUUGCUGCCAUAGCCAGACAGAUGAUUGAGUUUGCUGGAGUACAAGACAAGGUUAAACUCCUAGAAGGCCCUUCACAGGAAAUUAUCCCCCAGCUGAAAAAAAAAUAUGAAGUAGAUACUCUGGAUUUUGUGUUCCUGGACCACUGGAAAGACAGAUACACACCAGACACCAUCCUGCUUCAGGAAUGCAACCUGCUGAGGAAGGGCUCAGUUCUCCUGGCUGACAAUGUCAUUUUCCCAGGAGCUCCAGAUUUCCUGACCUACGUCCGCGAGAGCCCCCACUUCCAGUGCACUAACUAUCCAUCCCAUCUGGAAUACAUGCAAGUGGAAGAUGCUAUGGAAAAGGCUGUGUUUUUGGGAUAAACAGAGCCAUUAAUACUCAACCUUUGUUUCAAAUGAUGUAAAUGCAGCUGCACAGGUUAACUUGUCCAUGCUCUAAUUUUUGGGGAGGGUUUUUUAUUUACUUUUAUUUUGAAGCCUGUAAUUAAAGCAAGUGCUAGUGGAGAUCUUUUUAGACUAGGUGGAAACCAAGACUGGGAGUAAGCAGGGUAACUGCUCUGUGCCAUUGUUCCACACAAUUCAGCAAACCCAAGGUGAUGCACAUUGCCUUGCCUUGACCAAGACAUCAUCUAACAACAGAGUCUGUUACUUUGAGCUCAAAGCUGAACAACCACAGUUUGGGCUUAGGGCAAGGUGGAGAAAUACACUGCAACUUCUGAAGACUUGUGUCCCCAAGCCAAACUCAUUAAUGGUUAUCAAGAGUGGAAAAAAGCAGGCAUGUUGCUAAAAAUGACCAUUUCAGGUGCCCUAAUUUUGCUCAGUUACUAUCAUGCCACCUUAAUGCAGUGAAGGCUCCUAUGGUGAUAUCAGAUACUUUUUUGCAUAUUUACUGCAAAAGUUAAUCAUCUCUAUGUGAGAGAAAAGAGCACACACACUGAAAGAUGAAAGACCCAUGCAGUGAUGAGAAAAACAAAACAGAAUUUUGCAAAAUACAAACAAAUAAAAUUAUUAACCUGCCCAUGGAGAUGUAGGGAACACUGAAGUAGUAAACAGAUUAAAAUAAACACAGUAACAGACAGAGAACAAAAGGAGCAGACUCCUCCCAAAAGCAUACAAAACUGUGUAAUAUUUGACCUUGAGAAAAUGCUGUUUAUCUGCUCAUUAUACUGUAUAUACGUAGGAUGUGAUUUUUAGGGGCAGGGCAAGCUGCUUACUCUGAAGUGCUGUGUUAUGUUUAAGGCACUGUAUAAAAAUAAAGCCAAGAGAGAAUGGUUUCCCCAGGUGGGUCCUGGUUCACUCAGUGCUGUUAAACCUCGGGAACAGUGGGGGUUGUCAUGGAGAAGAUACAAAGCCAAAUCUGAAGUCUCCCACUCACCUGAACAAGGCACCAAUCCAGUGGCAGUUCCCAGCACGUCCUGCUGUGAUUAUAUAAUAAAGCAACGGUUGUAUUUAUAAAUAAAAAAUAAAAAACAAUAGAGCAGGGAUGUGA
Molecule: messenger RNA, 2330 nt
Organism: Pipra filicauda (Wire-tailed manakin)
Lineage: Eukaryota; Metazoa; Chordata; Aves; Passeriformes; Pipridae
Gene: COMT
Product: catechol-O-methyltransferase
Exons: 5
Coding region: 416-1204 (262 amino acids)
Biological process (GO): dopamine metabolic process; developmental process; catecholamine catabolic process
Cellular component (GO): membrane; axon; dendrite
Molecular function (GO): magnesium ion binding; catechol O-methyltransferase activity
Source: RefSeq, a predicted model, not a curated record